AUGACAACAAGACCAAGUUGCGACAACGAGGUCAACCCACUUCUAGUCUUGUAUCUGUUUUUUCAUCUGGCCUCAAGUCAAGCCGACUUGGUAGUUCGGAGUCUGGAGAGCGGAUCUCAAGCAAGUGCAUGCAUGAUCCGAUGUCAGGAUGCCAUGGAAACCGAUACAACAUUCCACUCCGGCUCGAACUGCAGUCUCAAUCUAGACGGUCAUAUGCACUCUGCCAGUGUUCCUUGGCGCGCAGGCCUGGCUGGUCGACGGAGUGGUGAAUUGGUGCGUAUCACUCGAUGCACAAGUUCCUGGCUCGAGUCCGGUACGGCGCGGGGCUGA
Protopolystoma xenopodis is the source of this 330-nucleotide messenger RNA. The record is from the annotation of a GenBank genome assembly. Lineage: Eukaryota; Metazoa; Platyhelminthes; Monogenea; Polystomatidea; Polystomatidae.